AUGAAAUGUGCUGAGCUACUGGUACAAUUUUUGGAGCUUAGGGCUGGUUCCAAUUUCACAAAUGGGUGUAAAUUCAUCAGGCAUCUGGCUGAAUCACCAGAAUGCCGAUAUUGUGGUGCUGAAGUUGAAGAUGAAAUUCAUGUAAUUGAAUCAUGCAAUGCUUAUGGAGAAAGUAGAGUUAAGAUUGUCAAGUAUUUAGAAGAACUGUUAAUGAAAGAUUUCUCUCAGAUGACUCUGAGUGAGAUAUCUUGUGUAGUUGGAAAUUUGAGAUUGAUUGAUUGAUUGAUUACGAUUAAAGAGGGUUAA
This is a messenger RNA of Blepharisma stoltei, 306 nucleotides long. Lineage: Eukaryota; Ciliophora; Heterotrichea; Heterotrichida; Blepharismidae. The record is from the annotation of a GenBank genome assembly.